CCGAACUAUCGAUAACAUUUCGAUAGUAUCGAUAUUUAUCGAUGACAUUAUCGAUAGUGGCAACUCUAUUGUCAGUGUCGUCAAUGAAUCAAAUAGCAGGUGGAAGGCAAAACGGGUUGUGAAUCAUUCGAAUGGAUAAAUAAAAAAUUUUAAGAGUUUUUUCCGUAUAAGUUGUGAUUUUGAACUGCCUAUUUGUUAUCAAGUAACUGUCGUACAUAUUUUAUGUCCUCCCGGUGAAUGCGAGAACAGUUUCGUGCGGGUUUCUCCUAGAGAUCGAUAAGUUCGGGUCAAACGUCGAACCUUGCGCGCAGGUUUGUCUGUAGUGUGUAUUAUUUCUCCCGUCGAGGAUCUCCGACGUCAAAAGAUGUCUACGUCGGUGACAGCGAAACUUCAAGAUGACAUGAACAGUAUACCAUUGGCAGAUGAUGAUCCUCAAGUGAUUAUUCCUGAAGAAGAAGUUUUGGAUAAUAGUUGUCACAUAUCUGAUGCGUUAGGCAGAGGACGGAGCAUGGAUUCCAUUCCUUCUACAUUCACAAAUGGCAGCUGUAGCCCUAACAGUUUAGAUCCUGACAUCAGUCCUGAUGAACAAGAAGAGAAAGCAAGAUUAAUUGCUCAAGUGCUUGAACUUCAAAAUACAUUGGAUGAUCUAUCACAGAGAGUGGACAGCGUAAAGGAGGAGAAUCUAAAACUGAGAAGCGAAAAUCAAGUGUUGAGCCAAUACAUUGAAAACCUGAUGUCAGCAUCCAGUGUUUUUCAAUCUGCGAGCCCCAAUACCAAAAAAAAGUGAAUUCGUAUUGUUGAAGUAGAUAAAAAAAAAAUGUUCGAGAAACAGGGAUCUUAAACUAAUGUGAUCUUUAAUCUUCCAUGAAAAGUAUGUAUGCAUAUUUGCAAUCGUAACUGCCUUAUUUAAGUCGAGAAAUAUAAAAUUAUUGUUAAUACAAGAAUUUCCAAGAUAUCGUUCGAUAUAUCGCGUUUAUUUCAUAUUCACAUGUUCUAUCGAUGCAUACAUACUUUUCAUGGGAACGAAGUUUAUCAAUGAAAAUUUUUUUCAAACGUUCGUUUGAAUUUAUCAUUCGAAUUUCUGCAUCGCGAUUUUCAUCGUUUUCUUCAAUCACUGCAUACGCUUUUUGCUUGCAGAAUAACGCGCUUAAUAAUUAUUACUUAUUGAUUAUCACCAAAGAAUUCCAUUUUGCAUUUGUGUAAAAGCAUUUCACGUAACCAUGACAUUUCGUUUAUAAAAAAAAAUAAAAAUAUUACUUGUUAAUACGUGUGAUUGAAUAUUGUAAUUGACUAUUAUUUUUUUCUAGCAUUAUUUGUUGGUACGUCCUAUUUUUUUUCUUACAAAAAAUUAUAUUUUUUACGUUAACCGUUGGCGUUGUAUUUGAUAUUUACGAAUAAGAAGCGAGGGUAAUAAAUGUUUGUAGUUACCUACCGUAUUUAAUCAAACACCAGCGUUUUUUAAUUGAAGCUUUCGCUUAAGGGUUUCGAUAUAUGCAAUGUAUGUAGGUGUACAAAAGAGAUAAGAAAUAGUUAUAUAUAUAUAUAUAUAUAUACAAUUAUCUACAAAUAUAAAUAUAUGAUUAUAAUAUACGAUAUAAAAUUGGCGUUCAUACGAAUGCUGCGAGCACAGUGUGAUUUUUCAAGCAUUUCUCGUAACGACUGAUUUAAAAACUCGAUCGACACUCUGCCUGCAGCAUAAUCGAUUAACGAUUAAUAUGAUUAAAAAAAUAAGAAAGAAGAGAGAGAAAAAAGAAAGAAAUAUGUACUGCAAUAUAAAACUGCAACUUGCGAGAAAGUUUCAGUUGAUGGGCACAAGCAGAAUGCACAAUCUCAAAUUAUUCCAUUGUUGAGUAACACAGUGUUAUAAUAAACAUUAUAUUCUAUUGGAAGGAAAA
This is a messenger RNA of Megachile rotundata (alfalfa leafcutting bee), 1895 nucleotides long. RefSeq lists its product as uncharacterized. Gene Ontology annotation, cellular component: trans-Golgi network. The record is from RefSeq and is a predicted model, not a curated record. Lineage: Eukaryota; Metazoa; Arthropoda; Insecta; Hymenoptera; Megachilidae.